Molecule: messenger RNA, 1779 nt
Organism: Chelmon rostratus (copperband butterflyfish)
Lineage: Eukaryota; Metazoa; Chordata; Actinopteri; Chaetodontiformes; Chaetodontidae
Gene: otop1
Product: otopetrin 1
Exons: 6
Coding region: 1-1779 (592 amino acids)
Biological process (GO): inner ear morphogenesis; proton transmembrane transport
Cellular component (GO): membrane
Molecular function (GO): proton channel activity
Source: RefSeq, a predicted model, not a curated record
AUGGUGGAGCACAGUGGCCUGGAUAUUAUGUGUCUGAACAAGUACUGUCACAGUUCCUCCUCGUCGUCCAGCUCCGAGCAGGACAAGAAGAUUUUCUCCAAACUAAAACGCAGUUUGUCGGGGGACUAUCCGAGGAAGAACGCAGAGUUCCUCAGCGGCCAGUACGGGACCAACCUGCUGCUGAUCGGGGCGGCGUUGAUGCUGGCUAUUGCGCACCACGGCCCGUCUGUCAAGGAAGAGCACCUGUUGUCCUUUGUGACCUGCCUCAUGAUCCUCCAGCUGAUCUGGAUGAUGUGGUACAUCCUGGUGCGGGACAGGCAGAAGAGCACGCGGACCGAGAAGGAUGUCCACGCCACCACAUGCUGGAUAAGAGGUGGUUUGACUCUCCUCGCACUCCUUUCACUGAUUAUGGACGCUUUCCGCAUUGGGUAUUAUGUUGGCUAUCAGUCGUGUGUGUCGGCUGUGCUCGGAGUAUAUCCUGUCAUCCAUGCAACUCACACCAUAGCGCAGGUGCAUUUUCUCUGGUUUCACAUCAAAGAUGUCAUCAAGAGCUUUGAAACAUUUGAGAGGUUUGGAGUAAUCCACGCAGUCUUUACCAACCUCCUCCUGUGGUGUAACGGUGUGAUGUCAGAGGCAGAGCACUUCUUGAACAACCAUAAGAGACGACUCUCUGCCCUGGGCUACGGAAACCUCACUAUAGUGCACUCAGAGCCUCACUGUAACUGCACCACCAGCACUUGCUCCAUGUUCUCCAGCAGCCUUUACUAUCUCUAUCCAUUCAACAUCGAGUACCACAUCUUCGUCUCUGCUAUGCUCUUCGUCAUGUGGAAGAAUAUUGGAAGGACCAUUGACCUUUCAUCAAACCAGAAAAGGCUGGCCACCAAAACCCAGGGCCUGACCUUAGGCCCUAUUCUGGGUCUACUUGCACUGGCCAGCACUAUCGGGAUCCUGGUGGUCUACAUCACCCAUGUGGAGGAAUCCCUCCGAACGCGCCAGUCAGCCAUUUCCAUGUUCUACAUCUACGGCAUCGUCAUGCUGGUGUUCAUGUGCAGUGCCGGUGCUUCAGGUCUGCUCAUAUACCGAGCGGACCACAUGCCGCUGGACACCUCCAAGAACCCGUCCAGACAGCUGGACACAGAGCUGCUGUUUGGGUCCUCUAUCGGCUCCUGGCUCAUGUCCUGGUGCAGCGUAGUGGCUGUGUUGGGCACCGACAGCAGUCCUCCUUACCGCUGGACCAACCUUGUCUACUCUCUGCUUAUUGUGCUGGAGAAGUACAUCCAGAACCUCUUCAUCAUAGAGUCCCUAUACCGCCAGCAAGAGGAUGGGGAGAGGGAGGACCCUGAGUUACCAGCUGCUCCAGAAAUCUUCUCAGUGACUUCCUCUCUGGCCCCACCGUACAACGGCAUCAUCAACAGAGCCUAUGAGACCCCCGACAGGCCCUGUGUUACCAUGGAGAAUGAGCAGGAGGACAGCAGACAGGUGUACAAAUGUCCAAGGAAACCCUCUGAGGUGCCGCUGCCCGUGGGAAACAAAGUAGUGGAGCCCUCAAAUAUAAAGAGGCAAAUCCUGAAGAACAUCGCUGUCUUCCUGCUAAUGUGCAACAUUUCGCUGUGGAUCCUUCCUGCCUUUGGCUGCCGGCCACAAUACGACAACGGGUUGGAACAGGAGACAUUUGGCUUCAGCAUAUGGACCACAGUUCUCAAUUUCGCCAUUCCUUUGAACCUUUUCUACCGCAUGCACUCAGUUGCUUCUCUCUUCGAGGUGUUCCGUCGGGUCUGA